Molecule: messenger RNA, 696 nt
Organism: Bursaphelenchus xylophilus (pine wood nematode)
Lineage: Eukaryota; Metazoa; Nematoda; Chromadorea; Rhabditida; Aphelenchoididae
Source: the annotation of a GenBank genome assembly
AUGUUCUUUGGGCCAACCAUCUUGUCAUUGUUGGCACAGAAGUGUAAAGUGUACAUACUAUGCGUUUCUACGGGGGAUUUCUACGGUAAAUACAUUUUCUAUUUAGAUGACGUGACGUCACUCAAAAACGUGGUGCUAUCUAUUUAUCAAUACAUUAUUUCAGGCCAGGGCAACGUCAGGAAGCAGGAAAUGUUCGAAGCGUGCUCGAGUCUUGGAAUAUCCUCGUCGGAUGUGACGAUAAUGGACAUAGGGGAUAUGAAAGAUGGGAUGAAGACCAAAUGGGAGACCGAGAAGUUGGCGAGGAUUGUAUUACAAUGUAUUGAGAGACUGGACGCCCAAGUUGUAAUCACCUUUGAUGAGCAUGGAGUCAGUCAACAUCCCAACCAUAUCUCUUGCUUCAUGGCUUUACAAUAUCUCUACACAAAUGGAUGGAUCCCCUCAGGCACUCAGGUGUUUGUUCUCGAGUCCGUUCGUCUUCUCAGGAAAUAUAUCAGCAUCCUCGACCUCUUGCCCAGCCACUUCACCUCCACCUUCCUCUGUCUCUCUCGCCCUUCGAUGGUUUGGCGCGGGAUGAGAGCUCACAAGUCCCAGCUGGUCUGGUUCAGGUAUCUCUACCUUAUAUUCAGCCGAUACGUGGUCAUUAAUACCUUGAAACGGAUAUCUCUACAUCGAUAUUGCGUCAGGAAGAGAAGUUAG